Messenger RNA from Gossypium arboreum, 937 nucleotides. RefSeq names its product 40S ribosomal protein S10-1-like. Gene Ontology annotation, cellular component: cytosolic small ribosomal subunit. The transcript is spliced from 5 exons. Gene Ontology annotation, molecular function: RNA binding; structural constituent of ribosome. NCBI's taxonomy places the organism in Eukaryota, Viridiplantae, Streptophyta, Magnoliopsida, Malvales, Malvaceae. The record is from RefSeq and is a predicted model, not a curated record. The coding region runs from base 154 to 696 and encodes 180 amino acids.
GAUACAGCCCGCAUUGCCUGAAAGAGGCACCAAUAUAAACUCAGAACAAUUUCUCUAGGGUUUCAAGGCUGUUUCUUUGCUCUCUUCUGCACCUGCAAUACAAAAACAAAUCGAAAGGGCAUCCCCGUGCUUUUGCUCCCUUACUUGGCAGCCAUGAUUAUUCCAGAGAAGAAUCGCAGAGAAAUCUGCAAAUACCUAUUUCAAGAGGGAGUUUGCUAUGCAAAGAAGGAUUACAAUCUUGCAAAGCACCCGGAGAUCGAUGUACCCAAUUUGCAGGUCAUUAAACUGAUGCAGAGCUUCAAGUCCAAGGAAUAUGUCCGCGAGACUUUUGCUUGGAUGCACUACUACUGGUACCUUACUAAUGAUGGAAUUGAGUUUGUCAGAACUUACCUUAAUCUUCCAUCCGAAAUUGUUCCUGCUACUUUAAAGAAAUCUGCAAGGCCACCGGGUAGGCUAGGCGGCCCACCUGGUGAUCGCGCUCGGGGUCCUCCUCGCUUUGAAGGAGACCGACCAAGGUUUGGUGACAGAGAUGGGUACCGUGGAGGUCCACGUGGGGGUGACUUUGUUGGUGAUAAGGGAGGUGCCCCAGCAGAUUUCCAACCAUCAUUCAGGGGUCCUGGUGAAAGGCCUGCCUUUGGUCGUGGAGGUGGAGGUUACAGUGCAGCUCCAUCUGGUUCGGGUUCGGGUUUUGCUUGAAGCCAAUGCUUAUCUUUGCCUGGUUCUUUUUAAAGCAUAGUAUUUAAAAAUCUUAGAGCUAAUUCCUAUUUUGUAGCCGGGUUCAAUGUUGAGCUUGUGAAAUCUAUAAUUUUGCUUGUUGUGGAAAUGGAACUCUUGUUGCUCACUUUUUUACGUUAAUUUAGCUAUUAUAUAGAUAUUGUGAACAUUGUUCAAGCGUAAAUUUUAUAUAUCAACAUUUGCCAUUUUCUAUUGAUAAAAA